Messenger RNA from Blepharisma stoltei, 3408 nucleotides. The record is from the annotation of a GenBank genome assembly. NCBI's taxonomy places the organism in Eukaryota, Ciliophora, Heterotrichea, Heterotrichida, Blepharismidae.
AUGCCUAAUCUCAGUUCUCACAAGCAAGUUAAGGCUUGACUUUAUUUGUUGAUUCUCUUUGUAGCAUCAAGUUCCUUUGACGUAUUAAUCGUUUAUUCAAAUAGAACAAAAGCAAUUAUGCAAAAUUUGAUGACAAGUACAGAGUUAUUCAAUAAAAACUCAACCGAAAUAUUUUAUUGCAAUGAUUUAUAUUUCGAUGAAGAAAUAUCAAAUCACCCCAAUCUGAUUGCAGUUUUCGACAUUACAAAUAAUCUGAACUCUCAAUUUGAGAUUGCAAAAGUUUGUGAGUUCAAUUUACUGGUACAUUUUUUAGUUUCUGAUAGCUUGCCUUAUCAAAGCAAGUGAACAUUUUUACUUUCAAGCUCUAAAGAAGACUUAAGCAAAGCCAUAGCUUCAACUUUGACAUAUUUCAAUUGAGUUGAUGGAGUAGCUAUAGCUGACGUAGAAAGAUAUGCAAGCUUAUACACGAUGGCUUCAGAAUAUUCAUCAAAAAUUAAUUUAAUUUCAGUUGGCUCAAACACCGUUUUUCAAAAUCUGGUUGGAAGAGAAAUCAUGGAAUUAGGCUGCUCUCUAUUUUAUUUAUUACUAGAUAAAGCGCUUUCUCUUGAACUUCAGAAAAAUUUGGUUUCCUCAAAAUUAAUAGUUAAUGGAACAGGAAUUUUGCUCAUAGAAGAUGGCAGCUACGGAUCGAGUAUUGAAGGUGCUCUCGCAAUUGUGGAUAAAGGAAGAGAAUUAGUAGACUCAAAAGAAAGAUAUUUAAUUGAUAUAAUUUCAGAAAUGAUUGAUGCUCUUAGCAAUGUUUCAAGCUCAUAUAGUAUGCAAAAGGUACUUGAAGAAAGAUGUAUAAAUAGACAUUGUUUAACAGAGUUUUCGCUAAUAAAUAUUCAAGAAGCUAAGAGAAAGAUUGUUGGAUCAAUCAAAAAUGGCAAAUUGAGUUUAAAUUUACCAAUUAUUUUUCCUGGAAACUCUACAAAUAUACCGAUUUCGCAGAAAAAAGUGCUGUUUUUUAGCGCUAGUAAUGGGCCAACUGAUCCUGGUGGAAAUCCAGUAGCGCUGGUACCCAUAAAUACAAGAGGAGUUACUUUGGCUGUUAAACAUAUGAAUACAGGAACAGAAAUACUGCAAAAUUUUCAAAUUAAGCUAAACGGUUUUGAUUGUGGAGUUAAUAUAUAUAAUCCUGAUUUCUGCCUAUCUUGCUUUGGCAAAGACAUUAAUAAAAUAGGCUUAGCACAUAUUGGAGGUUUAAGCUCUAGUAUGGCUAUGGGAGAUAUGAUAACAUUUAAAAAAUUGAAUAAAACUACUCCUCUUGUCAGUGCUACAAAUACUGAAGUAUCUCUCGGGAACUCGACGAAAUACCCUUACUAUUCUAGAGUGAAUUUGAAUAAUUAUGACUUAGCAGCUCAAAUUCCAUUAUUUUUAAAAACUAUUGGGUGAAGGAAUAUAGCACUUAUAUAUCAAAAUAACAGUAUAGGGGUUAACUUUAACUUUAUUGUCUCGCAAGCUGCUGCCAAGCAAAAUGUAAAAAUCCUCAAUACUAAUAGGGCCAUUCCAGCUUCAAUGACUCGAGAACAAAUAAAAAAUUGAACAAAUGUUUUCCAAGAGAUUAUAGACUUGAAGGUUAGGCUCGUAGUAAUGACACUAAAUGCUCCUGUGUGUAAUUAUGCAAUAGAAGUUUUUUAUGAUUUAGGAUUAAGAAAAGGGGAUAUUUUAUUUUAUACAGGCUAUCUUGACCACCUUAACUCAGUGGGGACUAAUGAUGAGUUUCUUUAUAAGAGAAUAGAACUUGGAAUACCAUUAAUGAGCACUUGGCAGUCAAUGUUCAUAGGGAAUAAAGGAAUAGAAGUUCACGAUGAGCUUUAUUCCACUUAUAAUAAUACUGAGCCAGGAUUAUUUGCAUGCCCUUAUUUUGAUGCUGCAUAUUUGAUUGGUUCAGCCUUGGAUUGGACAAUCAAUCGUGGGCUUGACUACGAAAACCCAGCAAUCUUUCAAAAAUCAAUAAGAGAUGUCAAAUUUAUAGGAUGCACUGGAACAGUUUAUAUUCAAAGAAAUACUAAUGAUAGAUCUAUAAACAGUCUUGCUAUUAAAGCAAAUAGUUAUAGCCCUGAUAAAGGUGUAACAGUUUACACACUAGGCUAUCUCGAACCUUCUAGCGCUGAUUUCCUAACCAUAAUUCACCCUAUUGUCUAUUCAGAUGGAACAACAAUUAAGCCUCCAGAUUUCAGGGGCACUAAUAAUAAUUGUCCAUUUGAUAACAAGCUAAAGCAAACAUUUUAUAUGGGCCGAGCUCUGGUUUUUGGAAUUUGCUUUAUUAUAGCUGUUAUAACCGCUAUUAUAACCUUCAUAAUUUGGAAGAAAUGAUGGAACAUAAAGAUUGAGGAGCUCAAAACCCGCCAAGAAAUAUCGAUCCAAGAUUUUAUUAUUGGUGCCAGUAUUGGAAUUGAAUUUUUCCAGCUUCUUUCUAUGGGGCCUGACAUUAGGCCUUUAAAUUCUUUUAUUGCUGAUAUUGGAGAUCUCUUAUCGUUAGAUCUUGAAUCAUUUUUAAAGCUUGAAAAUGGCAAGUUUUGGUGGCUUUCAACAUCAGUCAUUGGUCUCUGUGGGCUUUGAAUAUUGCUAUGCUAUAUAGUACUGUUUCGAAUUGACGAAAAAUAUGAGCACAUUUCUCUUUUCAGAGCUUUAGGAUUUUUUGCUGACAAAUUAAUGCCAAUAUUAGGAAACUUAUGCUUUAUCCCAUUUGUAUCAAUCCUUCUUGAUAUUUAUGUAUGUGAUGAGUCAAUAGGUAACAGUUUUACUAAAAGUUUCCUUUCCAAAGAUUGCUAUCAGUUUUGUUGGCAGGGCUCUCAUAUUAUUUAUGUUGUGCUAUCCACCUUUGCAUUAUUUUGCUACGAGCCUUUAGCAGUAUUCUGUAGACCUUUAUGGCAAGAAUUACAGUCUAAUUUGCAUGUUAAAUCAAUUCCGUUGCAUCUUAUGUCAAAAACAGUUAUUCAAGUAAUAUUGGUGGUGAUGAAUAAAACUUUGAAAAGAAGCAGCGAAAUAGCUCAUGGAUGCGUAUUUACAGUCUUAAUCAUUUUGUAUACAGGAUUUAUAUGGAAAUUCAAAGCUUAUAAUUAUGGAAGGUUUAACUGAUGGCAGCAGUUAAGUUUGAUUGGAGUUGCUUGAAUAACGCUUUUAUCAACCGCAUGCGCUAUUUUUGGGAAUGCUAGUUUCCCUUAUCUGCCUUUAAUUUUAUCUGGAUGGUUUUUAAUAGUUGUAGUAGGAUUGAUUGUUCAAAGAAAGAAAUAUCCAAGCUUGCUAUAUAGACAAAAAGCCAAAGAUACUUCAACUUUAUUCAAGUUUGCAUUUUCUUUUGGAAAGAAAUCACAGAUGCUACAUUCAAAAAUUACUCCUCAAAAAUUAGACUUUUAUAAGUAA